This is a messenger RNA of Macroventuria anomochaeta, 3065 nucleotides long. RefSeq names its product DNA repair helicase rad25. The coding region runs from base 265 to 2664 and encodes 799 amino acids. Gene Ontology annotation, cellular component: nucleotide-excision repair factor 3 complex; transcription preinitiation complex; transcription factor TFIIH holo complex. The record is from RefSeq and is a predicted model, not a curated record. Lineage: Eukaryota; Fungi; Ascomycota; Dothideomycetes; Pleosporales; Didymellaceae. The transcript has 2 exons. Gene Ontology annotation, molecular function: ATP binding; hydrolase activity; DNA binding. Gene Ontology annotation, biological process: transcription initiation at RNA polymerase II promoter; nucleotide-excision repair.
GAUGCACAUUUGAGGCACCUCGAUACGGCCUCAUGUUUGCAUCAUUCACCUAUAAUAGUAGACUGAAGCUUAGAUCAAUGUGCCACGUGGUGCACCUCCGCCACCGCUACACUUCACCUUCCAUCCUCAUCUCUCGCCCACUGCACCUUCAUCAACCAGAUCCCGCCUGCGUAAACAUUCAUCGUCGCCCGUACUCGUAAACACCGUCGUCUAUAGCAUAUACACCAAGUCCAAGCGCACUGUAGCGCGCCGCGGUCCUCCAGCAUGCCGCCUAAACGCAAGCUGCAGACAGCGGCGGAGGCCGAGGCUGAGGACGCGUAUGGGGACGAUGAUAUUGGUCCUAUGAGUGACCAGGAGACAUUCGAUACCCUCAAGGAUCAGUUCGAUGUCAGAGCCAUGACCAAACGGGCGCGCGCAGCGCAACCAAAGGAUGCCGCUGCUCAUCUGUUCAGGAAGUCUGAUCAGUCGCAUGCACCUCUGAAGCCAGAUCAGCAAAAGCGCCCACUCUGGGUCAACGAUGCGGGUGGUAUCAUUAUUGAGUCCUUCCACGCCCUCUUCGACGAGGCACAGGACUUUUUGAUCAACAUUGCUGAACCACAAUCGCGGGUAUCGAAAAUGCACGAGUAUCAGCUUACCACACACAGCCUGUUCGCCGCCGUCAGUGUUGGUCACUCAAGUCAGGAAAUCAUCGACAAGCUUGAUAAGUACUCGAAGACGGCUUUGUCCGACUCCCUUAUCCAGUUCAUCGAGAAGUCCACCUCAGCUUUCGGCAAGGCAAAGAUCGUAUUGAAGAAGACGCUAUCGUUCAUCGAAAGUGAGGACCCUACCAUUCUGAACAAGCUUCUGCGUGAUCCUAUUGUUGCCGAAUGCAGAGCAGAUCAAACUGAGGGCCUGAUCAAAGAGGCUGCUCCGAAGAUCGGUCAGAUGGCCAUUCCAGGUACCAAGCUGGCUGCCGGAGCAAACCAAAUCGCACAAGCGUCCGGUGCAGAACCAGCACCUGCCGACAUGAUUGCAACAUUACGAGAAGACGAUGACGAUGACGAGGUGGCCCAGGUUCAUUCAUUCCAGAUCAAGAGUGAUGAAAGAGAACGAGUCGUCAAGCGCUGUCGAGCCAUAGGUCUCCCCCUCACAGAAGAGUACGACUUCAACAAUGACAUGAAGAACCCCAACCUCGAGAUCGACCUAAAGCCGCACGCUCAGAUCCGUUACUACCAGGAGAAGGCUUUGAGUAAGAUGUUUUCAAACUCUCGAGCACGGUCAGGCAUCAUCGUUCUGCCUUGCGGUGCAGGUAAGACGCUUGUCGGCAUUACAGCAGCGUGCGGUGUCAAGAAGUCGGUCAUCGUUCUUUGUACGAGCGCCAUGAGUGUUGUGCAGUGGAGAGCCGAGUUCAUCAAAUGGUCGAACAUUAACCCAGAAGACAUCGCAGUCUUUACGGCAGACAACAAGAAUGUCUUCCCUCGCAAUGCUGGUAUCAUCAUCAGUACAUACUCCAUGAUCAGUACCGUUCAGAAACGAUCACACGACGCCGAGAAAGUCAUGACCUUUAUCAAGGAGCGAGAAUGGGGGUUGCUGAUUGCUGAUGAGGUGCACGUUGUGCCCGCCAAUAUCUUCAAGAAGGUCACCUAUCAGAUCGCGUCACACGCAAAGCUUGGACUCACCGCUACACUACUGCGUGAAGACGACAAGAUCGAUGAUCUCAACUUCUUGGUGGGACCAAAGCUGUACGAGGCCAAUUGGCAGGAGCUGUCAGAACAAGGCCAUAUUGCGCGGGUGCAGUGCGCGGAAGUAUGGUGUCAGAUGACGCCAGAGUUCUAUCAAGAAUGGCUCAAACCGGCAUCACUACAGAAGCGAGCGCUGCUAUCUAUCAUGAACCCACGAAAAUUCCAAGCGUGCCAGUUCCUCAUCGACUACCACGAGUCGCGAGGAGACAAAAUUAUUGUAUUCUCCGACAACGUAUACGCUCUGGAGAAGUACUCUCGAAAGUUGGGCAAGGCGUACAUCUAUGGUGCUACACCACAGAACGAGCGCCUCCGUAUUCUCGAAAACUUCCAGCACAACCCACUGGUCAACACUAUUUUCCUUUCGAAGAUCGGAGACACCAGUCUGGACUUGCCUGAAGCCACAUGUCUCAUCCAGAUUUCAUCACAUUACGGAUCACGUAGGCAGGAAGCUCAGCGAUUGGGUCGCAUCCUUCGAGCGAAGAGGAGGAACGACGAAGGAUUCAACGCUUUCUUCUACUCGCUUGUCUCCAAAGACACGGACGAGAUGUUCUACUCUUCCAAGCGCCAGGCUUUCCUAGUCGACCAAGGCUACGCCUUCAAAGUCAUCACGCGCCUCGAAGGCCUAGAGUCCCAUCCCAGUCUCGCCUUCAACACACCGCAAGACCGCCGCGAGCUGCUUAUGGACGUUCUAUUAGCGAAGGACGAGGAUGCCAAAACAGAGAACAUCCAAGGCGAUUCUUUUGGUUCGAGUUACGCUUCUGGUCUGGGCAAGAAGAAGAAGGGUACGGUGAGAAGGACUGCAGGCGCACUCAGCGAAUACUCGGGUGGUCAGGAUAUGGCGUAUCUCGAGACAAAUAAGAGUAGGAAUAAAGAGCUUAAGGGUGUGAAGGGGGUCAAGAAUUCGUUUCUCAAGGGUUUGGCUAGGUCGAGUGGGAAGAAGUAGGGCGCUUCUCAGAUCAGGGACUGAGGUAUCAGCACUACCACAUAAUCUCAAUGACUUCUUUCCGAUUCGCAACGCGCACCCCCAGGUCCUCGACAGAGGCUGAACAUGUUGGCAAACACUUAUACCUUGCUGAGGGUUUAUGAAGGCUUGAUAGGGACUUGCUGCAACAUCUUGUGCAAUAGUCUGCUCGUCCUUGUUGGUGUUUCGUGAGGUGGUAGAUGUCAACAGCGAUACUUGGUCUAGGCUCUGUCAGAGUUGAACACUGCUAGAGAAAUCGGAGCUAUGGUGUUGCUAAUUCUUGGGACCCUUCAGUAACGCCUUCCUAAUAUGAAAGUCCCAUCUCGUCUCCUGCAAUCCACACAGGGAGGUGCAGUAUGCUUGAUUUCCUGUAUGAGAAUCCU